Molecule: messenger RNA, 1020 nt
Organism: Leguminivora glycinivorella
Lineage: Eukaryota; Metazoa; Arthropoda; Insecta; Lepidoptera; Tortricidae
Product: probable alpha-ketoglutarate-dependent hypophosphite dioxygenase
Exons: 5
Coding region: 150-953 (267 amino acids)
Source: RefSeq, a predicted model, not a curated record
CAGAGCCAGCUAUUACGUAUUCGCGAUAUCUCUGCGGGUCAAAGGGUAACACGGAGAUAAGUGCCAUGCCACCAUAAAAACUAUGGUGGACCAUAGCGACCAUCAUUCGGGCGCCGCUGGUCCGACGGUCGUAUUCACAAGACAGCAAAAUGGUAAAGCUUACCCCCGAGCAAGUCCAGUUCUGGAAGGACAAUGGCUACAUCAAGCUGUCGGGUAUCUUCACCAAAGAGGAGCUGGAAGUCUUGUCCAAGGAGUACGACCGUCUGUUUUACCUAAAGAACAACCCUGGCAUGGAGGCGGCUUGGCUCGGAUCUGCUAUGGAGAAGGCGACUAGCGGCGAGAACUAUUCUGUACACUCUGUCCACAACCUGCAGUACCACAGCUCGAUCUUCGCCAACGCGCUGCACAACGAGAACCUGCUGGACGCCCUGGAAGGCGUCAUAGGUACCGAAGACAUCUUGCUCCACCACACUAAGGCUCACUACAAACCUCCCAGAGUGGGCGCCCCUUACCUCAUGCACCAGGACUACCACUACUUCCCGUUCAAGAAGCACUCCAUGGUAGCCGCCUUCAUCCACAUUGACAAAGCCGACCCUGAGAACGGAGGUCUCUGCAUCUACCCUGGCUCACACAAACUCGGACCUCUUGAGGACGUCGGCACACUUGAGAAGGGAGACCGCUACCAUUAUGUAGACCCUAAAAAAUACCCCAUCGAGAAAGCCACCCCAGUACACGCUGAAGCCGGAGACGUAGUCAUCUUCUCCUACCUAACCCUCCACGGCAGCUACCGCAACCUGUCCGACCGCCCCCGCCGCAUGUACCUUAUCCAGCUUAUGUCUGCCCAUGAUGAGCCCUUGGACCCCAACGUGCACAAGAGCUUGGGGCAAGGCUGGGUGCUCAGAGGCAAGAACGACUAUAAGAAGGCUGAUAUGGCCGAGCGGUUCCUGCACUGAUUGUUGACGUUAUUGUUAAUCAACUUAUUGUUAUUGUUAAGAGUAAGAUUAAACGAGGUUAAAUCAA